Messenger RNA from Cyphellophora attinorum, 2310 nucleotides. RefSeq lists its product as uncharacterized. Gene Ontology annotation, molecular function: DNA-binding transcription factor activity, RNA polymerase II-specific; transcription cis-regulatory region binding; zinc ion binding. Lineage: Eukaryota; Fungi; Ascomycota; Eurotiomycetes; Chaetothyriales; Cyphellophoraceae. The transcript is spliced from 4 exons. The record is from RefSeq and is a predicted model, not a curated record. The coding region runs from base 1 to 2310 and encodes 769 amino acids. Gene Ontology annotation, biological process: positive regulation of transcription by RNA polymerase II. Gene Ontology annotation, cellular component: nucleus.
AUGAGUGGCUACUACAAUCCUUCCAAUGGCGGGCCGAAUGAGCCAAUACCUCAGUAUCCGGUGUAUGACAACCAAUACAACAAUCAGUAUCACAGGCUCAAUGGACCGAGCAGCCACCAUGAUGGAGUGGCGUUCUGGUACAGACCUCCCCCAGAGCCCUUAUAUGAACAUGAUGCCGCUAUGUUCAGUGACGGAACAGGCAUGCAACCAAAUGCAAUGGAGGCCGCCGCUAUCAAACACAAGCGAACUCGCAGCGGAUGCUAUACGUGUAGAUCACGUCGAGUGAAGUGCGAUGAGGCAAGGCCUGUCUGUGAUCGUUGUCGUAAAGGCGGAAGGACUUGCGAGUUUCCUCCAGCUUCGUCGUCGAAAAGGAACAAACAGGACGCAAAAAGCCCAACAUCGACUUCUGUGAAGCACGAGAAGCAGGAGAGCAGGGACGCGCCCAGCAACCACUUAGAAACCAUCAAAGACGAAGAUGAGUUCGACGAGACACAGAGUGCUCCAACAAACUCGUCCCGCCGUCCCACCCUGAGUCGUGUACGUACAGCGAGUACACAAUCCUUGACAAAGAAGAGUCGCUACAGGCAAGGCACCGAGCCUUCACCAACGCUAUCGACCUUCAAGGACAAAUCGAGUCCACAAUCAGCGUCCAGCACGAGCUCCAACUCCCGUAAUGAAACUCCGACGUCGUCUGUCACAACUACGAAUCUUGCCCAGGAGCUUAAUGACCGACAACUCAGAAUCAGCAAGCUGAACUUGACCAUGCAGCGCUACCUUCAAUUUCAGCGCGAGUAUCUAACCCACUAUCAUUACUUCUUCAAGAUCGAUCUCAACAAUUGGGUUCACACAGACCUGAUCGAUGAAGCCCUCAACUACGAACCUCUGCUGUACGCAGUCGUAGCUUCGCCGCCUACCACUAUGAAGUGCGACAACCUGGCGACUUUUGAAGAAUGCCUAGGCGACUGGGUCAACCUGUCUGGCCACCAACGAGCCGCCGUGUCAAUGCUUACCAGUAUCUAUACCCCAGUCUCAAUAACACAGACUUUGAGGGGCCGCAUGAUCUUCACCUGGUUUGCACGCAUGGAUGUUAUAGCUUCGCUGAUGGGCGGCAAGAGUGCCUCUCUCGACCGGCCCUGGUACGAAGAAUCCGCGAAGUUCUACGAAGGACAGAUGGAUACUGACCCAGAGAAUGACAUUGAUAUCGACGGCCAACUCAACAUGAUUGUCGCCUCCAAUCGAUUGAUUGGCUAUGACAUGGCGAAACUCUACGCCAAAGUCCCGAAGAACGAGAUCUCGCCCGAGGACUUUCAACGAGAGAACGGCGCGAUCGAGCAGCGCAUGCUGGAAUUUCGAAAAAGAAUCGAAUCGCUCAACGACGAAUAUUAUACUGUACAGGAGUUUCCCAUGGAAGUCGAAAAACCCAUGACCGAAGACGACAUUGUUAACCCAUACAUCCCGGGUGGCUUGUAUAAAGACGCUUUGUGGUCUCUGAACUUCAUGUGGAUCGACUGGUAUACAAUCGACAUGAUGCGGCGCUACCAGUCGUCACUGGUCCUCCGCAAACCUCCUCCGCCUGAGCUGGAGCACUACUCGCUGGAACAGUGCCGUAUCUAUGAGUCCGUUGCGCGAUGGCCUCAUGCGCUCCCGGGCUCCAUCGUCGGCGCACAUGCUUCCAUUGCUUUGGCGGCGGUGUUCUUGAAGAAGGACGAGAAGCACACAAUGUGGAUGCGCCGAAAGCUCGCCAAGGUCGAGCAGCAAGGAUAUGUCUUCCCGCCACACUACAGAGCACAGAUGGCAAGGGUGUGGAAUCUGACGGAUGAAUCAGUCGGACCGGAGAACAGCGUGGAGAACUGGUGGCUACCGAACGAUGAGGGAAAGCUACCAAUUUUGACGGAGAUCAGGAAGCUGGUCAGCGAACGUGUUCGAGGAGAAGACUCUACCAUUGGCGGCAAAGAAGUCGAGGAUGUGCGUGACAUCAGGGCCAUUUUCGCAAAGCUGGACAUCAGAUCGCAGGCGCCCAGCAGAUCUACGAGUAACGAACGUGCGGGCAGCUUCGCAAGUGUGGACGGCAUCAGUCCGCCUGAGAGCGAUAUGCAUAGACAUAUGGUUGGUGGGGGAGGGAUGAGCUAUGGAAGCCCGAGCACAGCCGUACAGAGUCCAGCUUCGGCCACGAGCCAAUUCACAGGAACUGGUCAUCUUAUGGAUGGUGCGGCGAACGUUGCUAUGCCGGAGGUCACGCAAGAGGAGGAUCACGAUCUACUGAACGUCGAGGUCAAGGACCCGAGCCGGAUGAGCGGCAUCUGGUCGUAA